AUGACCCAAGUGACAGAGGACACGCUCACCAAGAUCUCCACAGAUGCCGCCACGGACUUCGUGCAAUCUUUCUACCCCGCCCUCCAAGCCUCCCGAAGCACCAUCGCCUCCUUCUACACUCCACCCCCCACUCUCUGCAAAAUACUCUUCAACGGCAACGUCGUGGCAGACGGCCCCUCGGUGCAAGAAAUCUUCGCAAAACAAAUGCCAACCACCCACUACGAGGUACAGGCCUACGAUUGCCAAAUAAUCAACAUGAAUUAUCCGGGACUUGAUGCAUCAUCGGGCGCAACAGGUGGCAGCAGACCGUUAUCGGGCAGAGCUGUGGCAAGGAAUAUGUCGAUUUUGGUCACGGUUAGUGGGUCUGUGCGGUUUGGGGAGGAGAGGGAUCCCGGGGGGUUGUCGAACCGGGGGUUCAGUGAGACGUUUGUUCUUGUGCCAAAUCCGCAGAGCGAUGGGCAUGGGGGGAGGGCGGCGGGGAAGAAACAUUGGUUGAUUCAGAGUCAGAAUUUUCGGUUGGUUGUGUGA
This is a messenger RNA of Paracoccidioides brasiliensis Pb18, 528 nucleotides long. RefSeq lists its product as uncharacterized. The transcript has 2 exons. Bases 1 to 528 code for a protein of 175 amino acids. Gene Ontology annotation, biological process: protein import into nucleus. Gene Ontology annotation, cellular component: nuclear pore central transport channel. The record is from RefSeq and is a predicted model, not a curated record.